Messenger RNA from Polypterus senegalus (gray bichir), 3427 nucleotides. RefSeq names its product differentially expressed in FDCP 8 homolog (gene def8). The transcript is spliced from 12 exons. The record is from RefSeq and is a predicted model, not a curated record. NCBI's taxonomy places the organism in Eukaryota, Metazoa, Chordata, Cladistia, Polypteriformes, Polypteridae. Bases 207 to 1517 code for a protein of 436 amino acids.
GGACUCCACCAUAGAAAACCGGUAUCGUUGGCGGAUAAGUUACCCGGCAGAGUGCAGGCAAAACAAUUAAAAAGGAAAGGAAAAGCGGCUGACAAAGAGGCAAAAUGUCAUGUCAGCUGACGAAAACAGAAGUUAUGACAUAAGGAGUCGUCUGAAAUGAGCAGCGCGCGGUGCCUGUCGCGUCGCGUGGAGAUGUGGCUGAUACUAUGGAAUAUGAUGAGAGACUCGCUCGCUUCCGACAAGGUCACCUAAACCCCUUCAACAGAGAAUUAGAAGAAAACAAUUGCUCACGCACUGAACUAAAGACUGAUGCCUACCCUUCAGAUACUAAUUUACAGACUGCUGACCGUACAAUGGACUUAGGGCUGGCUGAAGAUCACUUCUCGCGCCCUGUGGGUUCCUUCAUAGCAUCUGAUAUUGAAAGGCUGAAGCAAGCAAUUGAAGAAUGCAAGCAUCUUAUUUUGGAAUUACCUGAGCAUUCUGAGAGACAAAAGGAUGCUGUAGUAAGACUGAUUCAUCUCCGCUUGAAACUCCAAGAUCUGCAGGAUCCAAAUGAAGAUGAACCAAGUUUGCAGGUUGUUCUAGAACACCGGUUUUACAAGGAGAAGAGCAAAAGUGUGAAACAGACCUGUGACAAAUGCAGCACUAUUAUCUGGGGACUAAUACAAACUUGGUAUACAUGCUCAGGAUGCUACUACCGUUGUCAUAGCAAAUGUUUGAACAUGAUAACAAAACCUUGUGUGAGGUCAAAGGUCAGCCACCAGUCUGAAUAUGAAUUGAAUAUUUGCCCUGAAAUUGGUCUGGACAGCCAGGAUUAUCGCUGUGCUGAGUGCCGAGCGCUGAUCUCAUUAAGGGGUAUUCCAAAUGAAGCCAGGCAGUGUGACUACACUGGACAAUAUUACUGCAGCAACUGCCACUGGAACGAUACCGCUAUCAUUCCUGCCCGUGUAAUUCACAACUGGGAAUUUGAUACAAAAAAGGUGUGUCGCUCUUCUCUACGGUACCUUAACCUGAUGAUGUCACGACCAGUCUUGAAGCUGAAAGAAAUUAAUCCUUUACUCUUUAACUUUGUGGAAGAGUUAGUAGAGAUUAGGAAACUUCGUCAAGACAUCCUUCUCAUGAAGCCAUAUUUUAUAACUUGCAAAGAAGCUAUGGAGGCCAGACUGUUGCUUCAGUUGCAGGACCGCCAGCAUUUUGUGGAGAAUGAUGAAAUGUAUUCUCUACAGGAUCUGAUUGAUAUUUAUAGUGGCCGCCUAAGUUGCUCUUUAACAGAAAUCCACACAACAUUUGCAAAGCACAUCAAACUGGACUGUGAGAAGUGUCAAGCCAAGGGGUUUGUUUGUGAAUUGUGCAAGGAAGGAGACAUCUUAUUUCCUUUUGACAGCCACACAUCAGUGUGCAAGGACUGUUCUGCAGUCUUCCACAGAGACUGUUACUAUGACAACUCUACCACUUGCCCAAAAUGUGCAAGGAUGUCGGAACGCAAGCAAACUGUGCCUGAUGUUUGUGAGAAGUGAGAAGUUAAUGCCACCAUCUGAUCUCUUCAGCAGUAAUGACUUGCAGCAGAUGUCAGAUACAGUAGGUCUGAGAACACGAUACAGAGUAAAUUUGAGACUUAUUACAUUUUGUAAAUUUUUAGUAUAAAUAUCACUGCAGGGUACAAGAUUGUUAUGUUGUUUGCAUGUAGUGAACUCCAUCUUCACUUUGAAAGACAAUAUUUUAUGAAAAUUAAAGCUAUUUUUCCCUAAUUUUAUUUUGUUACUUGCCUUGUAUUAAAAGAGCAUGGCAUUUAAUGUUAAAUUUAUACAAUUUUUUUAGUACACUUGGUUUAUGUUAACCUUUUUGACAGUAAACUGAAAAGACACUUUAUUUGGAGAUGAAUUCAAUAUUGAGAAGACCUGAGUUCUAUUUUGAAGUAUUUAUGAAGAGCUAAAACAUUCCCUUUAUGAAAACUGACAAUGCACUGAAUAUACUGAAGUUCAAACUAGUAUUUAGUGUGAAACUACACAUUGUUGUGUUAAAUGUAGGAAAGGGUUUACCACAUUUAAAAGUCUCUAAUGGUUGACAGCAAAAUGAAUAUGUUAGAGGCUGAAAUUGCAGUAUAACCAUGCAGCCAGUGCAAAGAACACUACAAAUGCAGUGGGGUAAUUUUCCUAUAGUGUGAGAAAAGGGCAGUUGCUGUUUUGUUUCGAAAAGAUAAAUCUCAUGCAAAAUAACUGAAACAAUGUUUAAAAAAUGAUCUGGCUACAGUAAUAUUCAAUUUUUGUCAAAUCACAAAUAUAUAUGUGUUCAGAUCAGCUAUAGCGCCCACAGUGCAUUGCUGCCUUUUGAUACCAAAUUAAUCUUUGGCUUCUUCUGACCAUAAAUUGGUUUGAAGAUUUUAAAGUAUAUACCUCUGUGAAGAUCAAUGUUUCAAAAACCUGCUUUAUAUUAAAUUCAUCCAAUUUAAUUAUGCUUUAAAAAAUCACUUUUGUCAUAAGAGAUUAAUACAGCAGGUACAUGCUAUCACACUGAUUUGCCUUUUUCCCCAAAAAUUGAAUGACCUAAUUAAAAUGUAUAGUUAAUCUAAUAUACUAAUUAUGUCCAUAUUUAAACAGUUUUUAUGACAGUAGCAAAUGCUUGAGCCUGCUAUAAUAUUUAGCACCCUGAUAAUUAACCAUUACCUCAGGAAGCAAUCAAAUGAUAUUAGCUGUUAGGCUGCACUUUUAUUUAAUGCUAUCCUAGCAGCUUAAUUAUUGCACAGAAAACUACAUUUAGCUUAGAUGUGUUGCACUUUACUUAGGAAAUGGGUUAAAAGCAAUGAUUUAAAAGAACAAUAAAAUAAACACCUGUCUCCUGAAAAGUAUUGUUCUCAGUGUGUUAGCCAUGAUAUAUUUGGCAUCUUCAGAUGAUGGGAAUUUCUUAAAUGUUCAUGUACAGAAUAAAUCAUGUGUACCUCAGUUAUUUAAAUGAAAAUGUGCAUGUCCCGAUUUUAGAAUUUAUUCUAGCCUCAAAGAAAACACAAACAUAAAAAUGUAUUUUGUGUGUGUGUUUUUUAAAAUAUAAUACAAUAAUCAUUAUAACUGGAAUUAUUUACUAUUUGAACUAUCGUAAAAUCUAUCCAAACCUAAAUACACAAAAGGCAUGCUUUAUCUAAGGGUAAAUAUACUGUAUUUUUUGUUUAUAAAUGCAGAGUUAAUACACUGUUCAAAGUGUUACAUGGAGUUAUUUUUUAUUCCAUUUCUACAUUGGUAAGUUAUGUAUAAUACUCAUAAUAUACAUGUACAGUGAAAUAAAUGCAACUGUGUAAUUGUUUUCAAUAAUAUGUGAAAUGUUAAUUUGAAGUAAACUUGUAUUUUAUGCUUGUGAAUGUACUUGUGUUAAAUUUUGACAGUAAUCCAUGUACUGUAAGGUGCUGUGCAUGAAUAAAAUGCAAAUAAUAAUGAAA